Messenger RNA from Labrus bergylta (ballan wrasse), 483 nucleotides. The record is from RefSeq and is a predicted model, not a curated record. Lineage: Eukaryota; Metazoa; Chordata; Actinopteri; Labriformes; Labridae.
AGGACGUAGUUUUUGUCCCUCUGCGGCUCCGGUAGAAUCUCUUCCGGUAGAGCUCUGCUGCUGAAUUGUGUUAGCGGUAUCUGUGAAGGUCGUGAGUCCAACAAGUGAUCCAACAUGUCUCUGCCUAAGCCUGUGAUGAGGGGGCUGCUGGGAAAGCGCCUGAGGUUUCACCUGCCCAUCGCUUUCACCCUGUCCAUCAUCUCUGCGAUAGCAUUCAAGUAUGCAGUGACGGAGCCCAGGAAACAGGCCUACGCCGACUUCUACAAGCAGUACGACUCGGUCAAAGAGUUCAACGCCAUGAGGGAAGCCGGCAUCUUUGAGAGCGUGCGGCCCUCCGGGGAGUAAACCCACGCUGCUCUUCUGUGAUUCAUUCCUUCUCGGAGGAUGACGUUUCUUCUCGCCCCACUCGGUUGUUAUUUUCUGCUUGGAUGUGAACAUCGCUAUGCUGUUAUGUUCCUCUAAAUAAAAUAUUCUAUUAAUGUA